AUGGGUGCCUGGGGAUAUGGUCUCUUCCAGUCCGAUCAUGACUUCGACAUCAUCAGCGAACUCAAUCAUGAUGCUGGUCUCAACCAGAUGGAAGACGAAGCCCAGGCUCUCGCAAAGGCUUCCGGCAAGGACGACAAAGAAAUCGGCCAGAUCUACUACACAAUCGACGGGAAGGGCUGCUCCGACCCGGAUCUGGUUCGCAAGCAUCUUGACUCCGGCGUCCUCAACUACCUGAUCGCAGAGAGGGAGGCGAAGAUGCUCGCCGUACCCACCAAGGAGCAAGAAUUGGACCACUACCUCCAAGACCCCUGCUAUGUCUACGUCCUACUCGGCGCGUGUGCGAUGACACUUGGCUCUCAGCUACCAGCAUCCUAUGUUUCUCUGCUCAAGAAGGUGUACACCGAAGGGGGCCUCAUGCCCGAUGCGCUUAAGCAGAUGAAGAAGGCCCUCCAUGGUCCCAACGGUUACAAGAACGGCGAGCCCUACGACUUCCACUCAAAGGAUCUCGUCGAGACAGCGAACGCGGAUAGCGACAACCGAAAGCCUAACGGACUAGGCUUCAUUGGCAUGAAUGUCCCUAGCCCAGGUGGACUGUUCAACACGGGCAUGGGCAACUCCUUCACGUCUGCGAUCAUCAAGGAACUCCGCGAGAAGCAGCAAAAUCCUCAUGCGUGCGCGACUUGCGGCGUCAUCGCAGGCUCAGGUGGUGAGAAGUUGUUGAUGUGUGCAAAGUGCAAGGAUAGGAAGUACUGUUCAGUCAAGUGCCAGAAGCACCACUGGUCGAUCCAUAAGAAGCUGUGUGAGCCUGUCUACCACAAGUAG
Molecule: messenger RNA, 822 nt
Organism: Parastagonospora nodorum SN15
Lineage: Eukaryota; Fungi; Ascomycota; Dothideomycetes; Pleosporales; Phaeosphaeriaceae
Exons: 2
Coding region: 1-822 (273 amino acids)
Source: RefSeq, a predicted model, not a curated record